GAGCUGCUGCCAUUGCCACUCAGAAUCCCCGCGCGCUGCUCGGAGCCGGAGGGAGCGCUGGGAGCGAGCAAGCGAGCGUUUGGAGCCCGGGCCAGCAGAGGGGGCGCCCGGUCGCUGCCUGUACCGCUCCCGCUGGCCAUCUCCGCCGCGCUCGGGGGCCCCGGGAGGAGCGAGACCGAGUCGGAGAGUCCGGGAGCCGAGCCGGGCGAAACCCAACUGCGGAGGACGUCCGCCCCACUCAGCCGCCUCCUGCGCCCGAGCCGGGGAGCAUCGCCGAGCGCCCCGCGGGCCGGAGAGCUGGGAGCACAGGUCCCGGCAGCCCCAGGGAUGGUCUAGGAGCCGGCGUAAGGCUCGCUGCUCUGCUCCCUGCCGGGGCUAGCCGCCUCCUGCCGAUCGCCCGGGGCUGCGAGCUGCGGCGGCCCGGGGCUGCUCGCCGGGCGGCGCAGGCCGGAGAAGUUAGUUGUGCGCGCCCUUAGUGCGCGGAACCAGCCAGCAAGCGAGGGAGCAGCGAGGCCCCGGGACCAUGGGCUGGGGGAGCCGCUGCUGCUGCCCGGGACAUUUGGACCUGCUGUGCGUGCUGGCGCUGCUCGGGGGCUGCCUGCUCCCCGUGUGCCGGACGCGCGUCUACACCAACCACUGGGCAGUCAAAAUCGCCGGGGGCUUCCCGGAGGCCAACCGUAUCGCCAGCAAGUACGGAUUCAUCAACAUAGGACAGAUAGGGGCCCUGAAGGACUACUACCACUUCUACCAUAGCAGGACGAUUAAAAGGUCAGUUAUCUCGAGCAGAGGGACCCACAGUUUCAUUUCAAUGGAACCAAAGGUGGAAUGGAUCCAACAGCAAGUGGUAAAAAAGCGGACAAAGAGGGAUUAUGACUUCAGUCGUGCCCAGUCUACCUAUUUCAAUGAUCCCAAGUGGCCCAGCAUGUGGUAUAUGCACUGCAGUGACAAUACACAUCCCUGCCAGUCUGACAUGAAUAUCGAAGGAGCCUGGAAGAGAGGCUACACGGGAAAGAACAUUGUGGUCACUAUCCUGGAUGACGGAAUUGAGAGAACCCACCCAGAUCUGAUGCAAAACUACGAUGCUCUGGCAAGUUGCGACGUGAAUGGGAAUGACUUGGACCCAAUGCCUCGUUAUGAUGCAAGCAACGAGAACAAGCACGGGACUCGCUGUGCUGGAGAAGUGGCAGCCGCUGCAAACAAUUCGCACUGCACAGUCGGAAUUGCUUUCAACGCCAAGAUCGGAGGAGUGCGAAUGCUGGACGGAGAUGUCACGGACAUGGUUGAAGCAAAAUCAGUUAGCUUCAACCCCCAGCACGUGCACAUUUACAGCGCCAGCUGGGGCCCGGAUGAUGAUGGCAAGACUGUGGACGGACCAGCCCCCCUCACCCGGCAAGCCUUUGAAAACGGCGUUAGAAUGGGGCGGAGAGGCCUCGGCUCUGUGUUUGUUUGGGCAUCUGGAAAUGGCGGAAGGAGCAAAGACCACUGCUCCUGUGAUGGCUACACCAACAGCAUCUACACCAUCUCCAUCAGCAGCACUGCAGAAAGCGGAAAGAAACCUUGGUACCUGGAAGAGUGUUCAUCCACGCUGGCCACAACCUACAGCAGCGGGGAGUCCUACGAUAAGAAAAUCAUCACUACAGAUCUGAGGCAGCGUUGCACGGACAACCACACUGGGACGUCAGCCUCAGCCCCCAUGGCUGCAGGCAUCAUUGCACUGGCCCUGGAAGCCAAUCCGUUUCUGACCUGGAGAGACGUACAGCAUGUUAUUGUCAGGACUUCCCGUGCGGGACAUUUGAACGCUAAUGACUGGAAAACCAAUGCUGCUGGUUUUAAGGUGAGCCAUCUUUAUGGAUUUGGACUGAUGGACGCAGAAGCCAUGGUGAUGGAGGCAGAGAAGUGGACCACCGUUCCCCGGCAGCACGUGUGUGUGGAGAGCACAGACCGACAAAUCAAGACAAUCCGCCCUAACAGUGCAGUACGCUCCAUCUACAAAGCUUCGGGCUGCUCGGAUAACCCCAACCGCCACGUCAACUACCUGGAGCACGUCGUUGUGCGCAUCACCAUCACCCACCCCAGGAGAGGAGACCUGGCCAUCUACCUGACCUCGCCCUCUGGAACUAGGUCUCAGCUUUUGGCCAACAGGCUAUUUGAUCACUCCAUGGAAGGAUUCAAAAACUGGGAGUUCAUGACCAUUCAUUGCUGGGGAGAAAGAGCUGCUGGUGACUGGGUCCUUGAAGUUUAUGAUACUCCCUCUCAGCUAAGGAACUUUAAGACUCCAGGUAAAUUGAAAGAAUGGUCUUUGGUCCUCUAUGGCACCUCCGUGCAGCCAUAUUCACCAACCAAUGAAUUUCCGAAAGUGGAACGGUUCCGCUAUAGCCGAGUUGAAGACCCCACAGACGACUAUGGCACAGAGGAUUAUGCAGGUCCCUGCGACCCUGAGUGCAGUGAGGUUGGCUGUGACGGGCCAGGACCAGACCACUGCAAUGACUGUUUGCACUACUACUACAAGCUGAAAAACAAUACCAGGAUCUGCGUCUCCAGCUGCCCCCCUGGCCACUACCACGCCGACAAGAAGCGCUGCAGGAAGUGUACCCCCAACUGUGAGUCCUGCUUUGGGAGCCAUGGUGACCAAUGCAUGUCCUGCAAAUAUGGAUACUUUCUGAAUGAAGAAACCAACAGCUGUGUUACUCACUGCCCUGAUGGGUCAUAUCAGGAUACCAAGAAAAAUCUUUGCCGGAAAUGCAGUGAAAACUGCAAGACAUGUACUGAAUUCCAUAACUGUACAGAAUGUAGGGAUGGGUUAAGCCUGCAGGGAUCCCGGUGUUCUGUCUCCUGUGAAGAUGGACGGUAUUUCAAUGGCCAGGACUGCCAGCCCUGCCACCGCUUCUGCGCCACUUGUGCUGGGGCAGGAGCUGAUGGGUGCAUUAACUGCACAGAGGGCUACUUCAUGGAGGAUGGGAGAUGCGUGCAGAGCUGUAGUAUCAGCUAUUACUUUGACCACUCUUCAGAGAAUGGAUACAAAUCCUGCAAAAAAUGUGAUAUCAGUUGUUUGACAUGCAAUGGCCCAGGAUUCAAGAACUGUACAAGCUGCCCUAGUGGGUAUCUCUUAGACUUAGGAAUGUGUCAAAUGGGAGCCAUUUGCAAGGAUGGAGAAUAUGUUGAUGAGCAUGGCCACUGCCAGACCUGUGAGGCCUCAUGUGCCAAGUGCCAGGGACCAACCCAGGAAGACUGCACUACCUGCCCCAUGACAAGGAUUUUUGAUGAUGGCCGCUGUGUUUCGAACUGUCCCUCAUGGAAAUUUGAAUUUGAGAACCAAUGCCAUCCAUGCCACCACACCUGCCAGAGAUGCCAAGGAAGUGGCCCUACCCACUGCACCUCCUGCGGAGCAGACAACUAUGGCCGAGAGCACUUCCUGUACCAAGGAGAGUGUCGAGAUAGCUGCCCAGAGGGCCACUAUGCCACUGAGGGGAACACCUGCCUGCCCUGCCCAGACAACUGUGAGCUUUGUCACAGCGUGCAUGUCUGCACAAGAUGCAUGAAGGGCUACUUCAUAGCACCCACCAACCACACGUGCCAGAAGUUAGAGUGUGGACAAGGUGAAGUCCAAGAUCCAGACUAUGAAGAAUGUGUCCCUUGUGAAGAAGGAUGUCUGGGAUGCAGCUUGGAUGAUCCAGGAAGAUGCACAUCUUGCGCUAUGGGGUAUUACAGGUUUGAUCACCAUUGUUAUAAAACCUGUCCUGAGAAGACCUACAGUGAGGAAGUGGAAUGCAAGGCGUGUGAUAGUAACUGUGGCAGCUGUGACCAGAAUGGGUGUUACUGGUGUGAAGAGGGCUUCUUUCUCUUAGGUGGCAGUUGUGUGAGGAAAUGUGGUCCUGGAUUCUAUGGUGACCAAGAAAUGGGAGAAUGUGAGUCCUGCCACCGAGCGUGCGAAACCUGCACAGGCCCUGGUCAUGACGAGUGCAGCAGCUGCCGGGAAGGACUGCAGCUGCUGCGUGGGAUGUGCGUGCAUGCCACCAAGACCCAGGAGGAGGGCAAAUUCUGGAAUGAUAUUUUGAGAAAACCCCAGCCUUGUCAUUCUUCUUGUAAAACCUGCAAUGGAUCUGCAACUCUGUGCACUUCAUGUCCCAAAGGUGCAUAUCUUCUGGCUCAGGCCUGUGUUUCCUCCUGUCCCCAAGGCACAUGGCCUUCCGUAAGGAGCGGGAGCUGCGAGAACUGUACGGAGGCCUGUGCCAUCUGCUCUGGAGCCGAUCUUUGCAAAAAAUGCCAGAUGCAGCCAGGCCACCCUCUCUUCCUCCAUGAAGGCAGGUGCUACUCCAAGUGCCCGGAGGGCUCUUAUGCAGAAGACGGCAUAUGUGAACGCUGUAGCUCUCCUUGCAGAACAUGUGAAGGAAACGCCACCAACUGCCAUUCUUGUGAAGGAGGCCACGUCCUGCACCACGGAGUGUGCCAGGAAAACUGCCCCGAGAGGCACGUGGCUGUGGAGGGGGUAUGCAAGCAUUGCCCAGAGAUGUGUCAGGACUGCAUCCAUGAGAAAACAUGCAAAGAGUGCAUGCCUGAGUUCUUCCUGCAUGAUGAUAUGUGCCACCAGUCCUGUCCCCGUGGCUUCUACGCAGACUCGCGCCACUGUGUCCCCUGCCAUAAAGACUGUCUGGAGUGCAGUGGCCCCAAAGCCGACGACUGCGAGCUCUGUCUUGAGAGUUCCUGGGUCCUCUAUGAUGGACUGUGCUUGGAGGAGUGUCCAGCAGGAACCUAUUAUGAAAAGGAGACUAAGGAGUGCAGAGAUUGCCACAAGUCCUGCUUGACCUGCUCAUCGUCUGGGACCUGCACCGCCUGUCAGAAAGGCCUGAUCAUGAACCCUCGUGGGAGCUGCAUGGCCAACGAGAAAUGCGCACCCUCCGAGUACUGGGAUGAGGAUGCUCCCGGGUGCAAGCCCUGCCAUGUUAAGUGCUUCCACUGCAUGGGGCCGGCGGAGGACCAGUGUCAAACAUGCCCCACGAACAGCCUUCUUCUCAACACAACCUGUGUGAAGGACUGCCCAGAGGGCUAUUAUGCUGAUGAGGAGAGCAACCGGUGUGCCCCCUGCCACAGCUCUUGCAGGACAUGUGAAGGGAGACACAGCAGGCAGUGCCACUCCUGCCGACCGGGCUGGUUCCAGCUAGGAAAAGAGUGCCUGCUCCAGUGCAGGGAAGGAUAUUACGCAGACAACUCCACUGGCCGGUGUGAGAGGUGCAACAGGAGCUGCAAGGGGUGCCAGGGCCCACGGCCCACAGACUGCCUGUCUUGCGAUAGAUUUUUCUUUCUGCUCCGUUCCAAAGGAGAGUGUCAUCGCUCCUGCCCAGACCAUUACUAUGUAGAGCAAAGCACACAGACCUGUGAGAGAUGCCAUCCAACCUGUGAUCAAUGCAAAGGAAAAGGAGCGUUGAAUUGUUUAUCCUGUGUAUGGAGUUACCACCUCAUGGGAGGGAUCUGCACCUCGGACUGUCUUGUUGGGGAAUACAGAGUGGGGGAGGGAGAGAAGUUUAACUGUGAAAAAUGCCACGAGAGCUGCAUGGAAUGCAAGGGACCAGGGGCCAAGAACUGCACCUUGUGCCCUGCCAACCUGGUGCUGCACAUGGACGACAGCCGCUGCCUCCACUGCUGCAACACCUCCGAUCCCCCCAGUGCCCAGGAGUGCUGUGACUGCCAGGACACCACGGACGAAUGCAUCCUUCGAACAAGCAAGGUUAGGCCUGCAACUGAGCAUUUCAAGACAGCUCUGUUCAUCACCUCCUCCAUGAUGCUGGUGCUUCUGCUCGGGGCAGCUGUGGUAGUGUGGAAGAAAUCUCGCGGCCGAGUCCAGCCAGCAGCAAAGGCCGGCUAUGAAAAACUGGCCGACCCCAACAAGUCUUACUCCUCCUAUAAGAGCAGCUAUAGAGAGAGCACCAGCUUUGAAGAGGAUCAGGUGAUUGAGUACAGGGAUCGGGACUAUGAUGAGGAUGAUGAUGAUGACAUCGUCUACAUGGGCCAGGAUGGCACAGUCUACCGGAAAUUUAAGUAUGGGCUGCUGGAUGACGAUGACAUAGAUGAGCUGGAAUAUGAUGACGAGAGUUACUCCUACUACCAGUAAACAGGCACUACCCCCCCGCCAACA
Messenger RNA from Gorilla gorilla gorilla (western lowland gorilla), 6130 nucleotides. It is a transcript of the gene PCSK5, whose product is annotated as proprotein convertase subtilisin/kexin type 5. Bases 524 to 6106 code for a protein of 1860 amino acids. Gene Ontology annotation, cellular component: trans-Golgi network; Golgi membrane. Gene Ontology annotation, biological process: peptide hormone processing. The transcript is spliced from 37 exons. Gene Ontology annotation, molecular function: serine-type endopeptidase activity. The record is from RefSeq and is a predicted model, not a curated record. Lineage: Eukaryota; Metazoa; Chordata; Mammalia; Primates; Hominidae.